AUAUAUACACCGUGUUCUGGUUUAAUGUAUGUAAGGACAACUGAGGUGCAUGAGGUUCAUAUAAAAGACAAGGUCUAAAUCGAAGGCUUGAAAGACUGAGAUAACAGAUAGGGACGAGCGAAAAGUUUGAAACUGUGAGGCUUAGGUUUGGGAAUUUUUAUUUAAAAGUCGGCAUCAACCGUUAUGGACCGUAUUCAAAUUCUCAAAUCAGCUGGUGUGAGAAUGGAUGCUGACGACUGCAAUGGCCGUUCCUGUGUCUCUGGCAGUGGAGAGUCAUCGAUGGAGAGGGAGUUUUCUGGGGGGCUAGGGGCUCCAACUGUGAGCACUCCCAACAGCCAGCACACCUCUCCAAGCCGCUCCCUCAGCGCAAACUCCAUCAAGGUGGAGCAGUACAGCGAUGAUGAGUCUGGUCGCAUGGCACGGACAGACAGAGCAGGAGAGCGGGAAGAGGCCUGGAAGGAUGAGCGCGGGGAGCGGAUGGAAGAGGGCGUCCCGGAGCUGGGUGGUGGACCAGGUUGUGGCUACGGGGAGCUGGCCAGCCCUGAGCCUGUGUCUCCUGGAACGAUCCGCCUGCCCAAUGGCAAGCUGAAGUGUGACAUCUGCGGGAUGAUCUGCAUAGGUCCCAAUGUACUUAUGGUACACAAGCGUAGCCACACAGGGGAGCGGCCAUUCCAGUGUAACCAGUGUGGCGCCUCCUUCACCCAGAAGGGGAAUCUGCUGCGGCACAUCAAACUGCACUCUGGGGAGAAGCCUUUCAAGUGCCCCUACUGCAGCUAUGCCUGCCGCCGCCGGGACGCCCUGACGGGACACCUCCGCACCCAUUCUGUUUCCUCCCCUGUGGUGGGAAAGCCGUACAAAUGUAGCUACUGUGGCCGUAGCUACAAGCAGCAGAGCACUCUGGAGGAGCACCGGGAACGCUGCCACAGCUACCUGCAGAGCCUGGAAGCACAGCCAGCCCACAGCACUCAAAUGCAGGGUGAGGAAUUGCGAGACUUGGAGUUAAUGCCGGACUCACUGAUCCAGCCGUCUGUGGACAAGAUGACUUUCAUUGACAGACUGGCCAACAGUAUCACCAAACGGAAGAGGUCCACUCCCCAGAAAUUUGUUGGGGAAAAGCACAUGCGUCUCAGCCUGGCUGAUGGCCCCUAUGACCUCAACACUGGCUUCGACAAGGAGGGGGACGUGCUCGGUGCUCAGCAUGCAGGGACGGACCCUACCAACUUUGUGGGGGUCGGAGGAGGGUACCUGGGGGCACCUGCGGGAGGAGCCGGAGGCCCAGACUCCUUUCGCCCCCUUCGACUUCCUCCCCCUCACUCAACCUGCCUUUCUGAGCUCACCCCGGUCAUCAACUCUGUCUACCCCCAGUUGGCCCCCCUGAGCGCACGGCUUGACUGCGCAGUUAGCGGUGCGGGUGUAGCCAGCGGAGGCCGGGAUGCUGGCGAGGGCCAGGAGGAUCAGCUCCCUGGGCGCAGUCACGCCCCUUCGCCCAGCAACGGCUGCCAUGACUCCACAGACACGGAGAGCACGCCAGAGGAGCAGACUGCAAAUGCCGCUGCCAUUGCCAUGGCCCCCGCCCCUGUCCAUGCCCACAACUUCAACCACCAUUCCGCCCUCCCGCUGUCACGCGGCCAUGCCAAAGAGAGGGACGGGGAGCGCGAAAGGGAGGACGGAGGGCAGCCCCCGGCCCCGACGGCACCUGGCUCCCCUGCCCCCAAGGAGGCCCAGCGGGUGGUGGACGCAGACGGACGGCCCGUGCGCUCCUUCCGCUGUGAGCACUGCCGCAUCCUCUUCCUGGACCAUGUCAUGUUCACCAUCCACAUGGGCUGCCACGGCUUCCGCCAGCCAUUCGAGUGCAACAUCUGCGGUCACCGCAGCCAGGACCGCUACGAGUUUUCCUCCCAUAUCGCCCGCGGUGAGCACAAGGUGGGCUGAGGCAGCGGGUUGUGAGUUGGGUGGGAGCCCGGGGGGG
Scleropages formosus (Asian bonytongue) is the source of this 1969-nucleotide messenger RNA. Its product is annotated as zinc finger protein Eos-like. The record is from RefSeq and is a predicted model, not a curated record. Lineage: Eukaryota; Metazoa; Chordata; Actinopteri; Osteoglossiformes; Osteoglossidae. Gene Ontology annotation, biological process: regulation of transcription by RNA polymerase II. The transcript is spliced from 8 exons. Gene Ontology annotation, molecular function: DNA-binding transcription factor activity; RNA polymerase II cis-regulatory region sequence-specific DNA binding. Bases 184 to 1932 code for a protein of 582 amino acids.